AGGAGAUGAGCAGCUCCGUAGAAGAUUGGCUCCGAUCGCUGGGUUUCAUUCACUACACGCAAGCCUUUCUUGACAAUGGCUACGACGAACUGGACAUUUGCAAAGAAAUUGGCAAAGAGGACUUGGACGCGAUCGGAGUGAGAAAUUUUAAGGACAGAACUGAUAUUCUAAAUGCAGUAGAACGCUUAAAACAAAGUGGAACAGCAGUGUACUUUGUAUUGGAAGGCAAUGCCGAUAGCGAGUCUUUGGCAGCUCAACCGGAGCGAGAAUCUUACCCUCCUAUUCAGUUGAAAAUGAUGCUACGCGAUAAACUCGAAGAAGACAAAAUUGAUCUUACUGCUCUUCCUUAUACACUACCGGUGAGUACUUGUUGAUUUAUUUUAUUAUUUAUUUUUUCAAUUAAUAUUGAUCGCCCGGACAUAUACUCGAUCAAUGUCCAAGGCCAAACAGUUUCUCGCGCAGGCAUCGAAAAUGUGCAAUCGAAUGGGUGUUUCGCGUCCACACGUAAUGUACGAGGCUAAUCAAUUUGCUAAGGCAGUGAAUGGACGUGUGGGGUGCUUCGAAUUCUACUCACGUACAUCUUUCGUGAACAAUCAAACACAGUAGAGUGCUUGAUUUAUUAAUCUCCUAAGCUAACAUGUACUCAUAUUGCCCGGAUUUGAAGGUUAUGGGAAUUUCAAAAUUGCUAUACUUUGGUUUAGAUUACUUGUAUACACAAUAACUGUUUAAUCCCGUCAGGAAGUCACAAUUAUUCAUCGGAAAUCAUCAUUCUUUACUGGAAAUGAAUUAACAUAAUAACGUGAUAUUGCUUUGACUGCACAUUUCAGGACGCUUGGACAGGUUGAAAUUUGCACGUUGGCUUUACUUUAGACUCCUAAAAUUAUUUGUUUAUUGAUUCCAAGGUCUCAAAAAUAAUCCUACAUAAUUGUAGCAUUUAUUGAAGCUCUAAUAAUCUUUUAAAUGACAAACAUUUCCUUUGAUAGUUUUUUAAAUAGUUCAGGUAAACAAGGAGCAUCGAGACUUUGGCAUACAUUGUUAAACAUGUUUGUAACUGCAGAUGAACUCUGAACCCUGUGAUGUUUUUUUGUCUUAGUUCAUGCAUAAGAUUGUUGUGAACUUUGAGAUAAAUUAGUUGUUAAAUUAAUUAGUGCGAUCUCAUGGUGUUUUAGGGAAAGAAACUGAAAUAUUUUUUUCCAAUUUCGACUAAGGUUAGCCACUAAGUUACCUAUCGAAAAUCAAUGGAAUGAUGAUAGCACCAAUAAACUUACUUUUAUAUCAUAAUUAUUGGUAAAUGUGAGUGUUAUUUUUAAUACAAUAUCAUGGGCGAUGAAUUACUCCUUAAUUUUGGUGUGAAAUUUCAGUGUUAAUUAUGAUAAUUAUUUCACAUGGAAAAUAAAAAAUUGCUAUGGCAACCUUCUGUACAUUUCAGUGCCAAUAUGGUGAGGAAGUUUUAAAAUGUUAUUAAUGAAGUUGUAAAGACAUUAAAAGAGGCGUUAUAAAACCAAAUAGACAAAAGAACACAUCAAGAAGGAUUCUAACAAGAAUUUUGUUGAAAAAUUCUAAACUUAAGCUAAAUUUAAGCUCUGAACUUUUGAGAGCAUGGAUUCCUUGGUCGAUACGGAUAAAUAUGUCAAAAAUCCUUGAUUGGGAAUGUAAUUCAUCUCGUAUGAUAUUAAAAAGUAAUCAAACGGUUAACUCGUAAAAUUAGGGAAUAAUUUCACUCAUGUUUUGUUCAAAUCCCAAUAAUUUCCUGAGCCUUUUGGACAAAACGUGUGUGAAAUCAUUCCCUAAUUUCACUCGUUACCAUUUGAUCACACAUACUAACAUUGUAACCACCAGGAUUACACACACCUGGACAAUCAUAUUCCUUUCUUAUGACCUUUAAAAAUAUUUUUGUUUGUUAUUUUAAAAGGUCUCACUCAUUUAGCCUAAAUUAAUGUUAUCUGUACAGUCAUGUAAUCCUUUAUUGAAUUUGUUGUGUUCACUGUGGUUGAACUUUUCUAGAAGAUCAUUGUCAUCAUCAGUCUCUUUUUGCUGAGUGGGAAGCAUGUUUAGGUCUAUUGCAUGACUCUUUGAGUCUGAAUAGUGACCAACAUCAGUUUUCACCCGACAAUGUCAAUACAUAAUCAAGAGAAAAAGGUUAAGAGAGUUUAUGAAAUAAUCACCAAAAGAAAAUGCGAUGAUCUUUUAACAAAUUGUCUCAACCAAUUUUUCAAGGAAAUAUAUGAAGAUCAGUCUGGAGAAUUUGUAUUUGGACAUUUGGACUUAAAGGGUGAACAAUGUUCUUUCCUUAAGAUCUCAAUCUUAACUCCUUUAGUUUAUACUUCACUUAAUGCAUCUCAACAUCUCCCUCUGAUCUCUUUCUCCUGCAGCCAUAGUGCAGGAAGCAGGGCAGGAAUGUCCAGGUUUGGGGUUCAUUACAACAACAGAGACCUCUACCCAAGAUCUCAUUCUUGACUUUUGUAGUUGAUUGGAACUUCCCUUUUGCUUCUCAUCAUCUCCCUCUCUUUGUGGUGUCCCAGUACAUUACAGCACCCUCAGUUAUUUUCACUUGUGUUUUGGUUAGUUAUCAUUUUUGUAUGGACAAACAACUCUCUUUUAAUGAAGACCUCUGUUUAUAUGUAGUCGUUCAAUUUUAUUCUUGUUUUAAAUUUUCUUUUCUUUUGUUUCAAACUCAUUAUCAUGUUAUUAUGAUCAUACAUUACCAUACCCAAAAGCAAAAGAAAAUAAAUUUUGAAUCAAGGAUAAAAUUUAACCACAACACAGGGUUGUAGUAAAGGAAAUUGCCUGCUGAAAAGAAAAUGGAGGCGGCAAAAAGAAGGCAGCAUGGCGCCUUUUUGGCCAACAUUGGGGACUGUAUGGGUGUUUUCCUCUGUUUCAUACCGAUCACUGCUCAAAAUCCAGCCGGUGAUAGCCUCUGACUAAGCUGGCUAAUUUUGCCCGCAGUCGGCACUUAGUGACAACCCUGUCAGUGUAUUGCUGGGUCGAGUUGUUUGAAAGGUGGAUAAUGCUAUCCACUGGUUAAAUCUCUAUCCAGAGGAUAAUGUAAUUUGUUCCCUAGUGCUUAACUGCUGGAUAUCUAGUUAUUUAUCUGGUGGAUAGUAAGUGUUGUCAGAAAGUUUUGAAGUAGACGGCUGAGUUGUCAAAGUAAGAGGCCAGUCCAGGGAUAUUUAAUUUAAAAAGACACCAUCCAUAAAGAAAUUCCAAGCAGAGUAGCUGGCCAAUACUAACCAAGUAGGCGGUGAUUUGUUACUUUUGACAACCCUGGAUAGUGCUAUUCACUUUUGAACAACCAGGGCUUGAAUCUCUCUUAUCUGAACCCUGAUUAACAAGACUUUUCAUUUAUCUGGCUUUUUUCUCCUUUGGUCCCACAUUUUGUUGAAAAUUGAUGACAACAGGAAAAUCUGAGGUUAUGAUUCUUUUCGUCAUGAAAUAAUUAUACCAUUGAAGCUUAUUUCAUUUCAUUUUUUUUCAGUCCAUACUUGUGUUGUAAACAAUGAAGGGAAUUUUGCCAUCAAUAAAUUGUACAGCAAAUGACAGAUGAAUACAUUUUAGCUAGUGUUAUUUGAUACUUGAUCUUUUGAAACUACAAAAGUGGCAACCAGUAUUUUUGACUAUCCAUACUCUUUAAAUAUUCUGUUAUUUACCCCCAGUCCUGUCAGAAUCGGAUAAUAAAUAAUGAGGUUCAACUGUUAAUUCACUCUCUACAAAAUACUUGCAGAGUCUCAUUACUGUUGUUAAAACUUAAGGUUAUUGAUAUUUUGUGGUAAUCUCCUCUGAUAGGAUGGUUCUGAGGGAUCUUUGGAUACUUUGGUUACCCUAUACGCUGAUAAGUUUUAUACUUAUGAGGAUCAGGUGCUGUCAGCACUGAGAAGUUUACGGCAACGGCAAGCUGAAAAGGAGGAAGCAUCUGAUCUUCCAGUUCCUGUACAUGCGGCGCCGGUAAGAAUGAGUUGGAAGCAUUGAGUUAUGAUUAAGUUGGAUUAAUAAUAUUCCCAUAAAGUAAUAAAACUCAUCAGCUAUGCCACCUUUGUUGUGGGUGGUCCUUUCCCCCACGGAAAAUACUGCUGCUGUCAGCAUUACCAUCAAAAUAGACUUUUCCACAGUUGUUUCAACUUUUGAUAUGGACCAGUUAGGAAAAAUCCGUCGAUACUACUGCAAAGAGUGCCUAGUUAAAAUUGGUGAAAUUGCUAAAUUUCAAAGUGAUAUGUCGUAAGCAAGCAAAGAUAUAGCUCCACAGAGUUGUGAAAAUUUUCAGGCAUUUGCAAGGUGGGGGGCAAGUUUGUGCUCCCCACCAUAAAAAACGUCUGUAAAAUUUUGCUACUUUGAGAUGCUAUAAUAUGUCUGUUAGUUUUCAACUUAUCACUUUCAAACUUGGCAGUUUUACUCAUUAUAAGGCGUUCUUUUUAGUGAUGUUGAUGGAUUUUCCCUGAUGUGUCCAUGUCAAAAGUUGUGUACAGUACCUACAAGUUCUGUAGAUACAUGUAUAAUACUACCAGUUAUGAUUAAAGCUACACUUAAACUGAGUGACUAAUAUUUUUAUCUUUUAAACCUUUAGCUCUCCCCACCUGUUACAUGCACACGGGUAUUUAGACACUCGUCAAAACAUAGUUCUCGUGGGUCAAAGGGAUCAGAUAAAGAGGGACAUGGGGUGGCUUCAGAAGAUGAAGACAAAACAAGUCCUGCAAGAGCUGUAAGUAUUGCACAGAACUUGAGAAGGUUUUGUUAAGUUUGUACUGGGACUAAUUCAUGAUUGUUUUCUAAGUUUUCUGCUGUUGCAUUUGAAGAGGAGUUUGAAGUUCUGAAAAAAGUCAUGUUACAUAUAUUGAAUGCAUGUUUUGUGCACCAUGUGUAGUUAUUCCCAGCAGUGGCAGAUUGAGAUCUUCAAGUUAGUGGGAAGGGGAGAAGAUGGGGGUGCUCAUCUAGGCCCUGAGAGAAGAGGUGGCUGGCCGUGAAAAUAUUUUUUCUCACCCUGCGGGAUUAAUUAUUAUUGUUUUAGUUUGGUGUGAAAAUAAGGUUUGGACCCCUCCCCUAGAUCUGCCAAUGCCUAGUGUACUUGUAUGACUGCAAAAUAUGUAUCUGUUUCUUUGCUUACCUCAUAAUCUUUCAAUUUGUGAGUUUCAAUGUACAUUGUGACACUUUGACUCGAUGUUUUAACCCAAGCUGAUAAUGGUCAGGUAGCCAUACAAUCAUAAACAUCUCGGAGUAUUAAAAGACAUGGCAUAUGUCUGCAAGAACAUGUUUUCACGUUAUCAAGGAGGGUUACAAUAUUUCAUAUAGUAUCAUUAUACAUUGCAUUUUUUGCUUCAUUACAGGGAAUGAACCCUGCGGACUAUUUAGAUGUUGAAAGUCCUUUCCAGCGUGGUAAUAAAAAAAGUAAGAAACGGAGAAAAGUUGAACGAAACACUAAACUUUCCAGGAGUUUGGAUUCUCUGAAAGAGUUACAUGGUAAGUGAAGAUGAUGUUAUGGUACUUGUUAACAUAAUGUUUAAUUCCAGUCUUUUAUGUCCCAACUCCAGUUAUUCUAUGUUUUCAAUUUGAAUCAUGAAUAAUCUUACUAAUAAUCUAGUUACUAGUCUAAGAAGACAAAAUUUGGAAUAGUUAUUAAACUAGGUUGCAACCUUUGUCAUCAGAAAAUUUUUGUUUUUGAACUACAAUUCCGAUAAAAUUGGUCCUGGUUUUUCAAAAGGUGCAUUAAGAAACGGUCCAGAUAAGAAUGAUAGCAACAAUGGCAACAAACAUGUUAGAAUGCAAAAAAGGUGCUAACUUUUCUAUUGUCUGUACUUCUGAUUGGCUUAAACAAAACUUCAUAAAGCGGUACAUAUAUUCAUCCUUACUUUCUAACCAUCUUCCAUUUAACAAAAUCUGGUCUCAGUUUGAAUAACAAAGAAAUCCUAUGUGGGGAACGUGUAAAAUUGUAAACUUUUCUUGGCUAUUGUUUUCAACUCUUGUGAUUGGUCAAAAUCUUUUAACACAAAAAAACACCCUUUCAAAGUGGAGUGUACAUGCAUUUUAUUGCAUAAACGGCCUUCAUGUAGGUUUAUGCAUUCUCUGUGUAAAAAUGAGAACAUUCCUAUGUGGGGAAAGCACCGUUGCCGCAUAACAAAAGAAAUUGCUAUCCACCUUACUCGGAUCAUUACUUAAGUGCUAUCCACUUGAUGUUAUAUAGGGCUGUCAAUAAGGGCUGGUAGCCAGUCAAAACCACCGGCUAGUUGGCCAUCCUUAUAGUUGGCAUACUUUCAUCCCCUUCUACCAUAACUGUUAGCAAAAAAUAAGCACCAUCAAAUAAAAUUGUAGAGCAUCUGUUUCCCAGUUUUGAAUGACCUUGAGCGCAUAUUUAAACAGAGAGUGAAAUGUUCGUACUGUGCUAUUUUGUGGAACCCUUGGGACAUUUCAACAGCACUUCCCGGUGUUGCGUGUAUUCUGACGAAACAACAUGCAUAUGUUGUCUGGGGUGGAAAAUACCUGGAGAUGCCUCGGCACUCCAGAACCUGUGCCUUUGGUUAGAGUUCCAAAGCCGCCUACUAUUCGUCAUCAGCCUGCUACUUAAAAAACUUUUUGACAGCCGUAAUUGUAGAUACAAAGGAUGCAGUACCCUUAUCCUUCACUGAAAAGUUAGGCUUUAGGUGUAUACAGCACUAUCCAGCACAUUCCAGCUUUUAAACUAUUAUUGUUCCAGGUUAGUGCUCAGAUCCCACUAUCAUCAAAGCAUUUUGUUUUACACGUAUGUAUUUUUUGUUUCAGUCAAUGUUGAUCCAAAGACCCGAGAACGGGAACAGUCAUCUUUCAAAUCCCGGUUCAAGUUGUUUCAUGGAACAAAGAAAAAGCACCACAGUACUUCUAGUAGUGACAUGAGAAAGCAAGCCUUGGAGAAAAAGCUAUCAAAUCCAAAUACUACCAAAGAUUAUGACUUGCUUGCUUCCGCUAUUAAGAUGAGCGAGGAAGAUCGCAUGGCAUUGAUGAUCAUGGUUAAACAAGGAGAACUUACUGUGGAAGAAGCUGUAGAACAGUUAAAAAAGUGAGACACAUUACAUUCACUGUGUGGUACACUUCUUCAGGACUGAUAAUUUUUCGGAAAAAAAGUGCAAACAAAGGAUUUUAAGGGCAGGGAAAAGUCAAGAAAUCUGGUGAAACAUCUGAGAAACUUUCAGUUGGUCUAGACAGCAGUCCAUUGUUACAGUGAAACCUUGAUCUAACGAACCUCUAUAUAACCCUUUAAUUCCCAAUAGUGCUCAAGAUCAAUUUUCUCCUAACGAUAUCCAUAGACUGUCAUGAGCAAAGUCUAUGAGAAUUAACAAAAUGAUCACAAAGAGAAAAAUAUUUGAUCUUUUACCAAAUUCUCUCAAAUAAAUUCUUCAAGGAAAUGUAUGGAGACCAGUUUGGAGAAUUUGUAUGUGGAUUUUGGGACUUAAAGGGUUAAUGAAGUCCUAAGCAUAACAAACAAUUUUCUUUAACCCAGUAACAGUAAAAUAAAUGGAAAAGAACCUUGAUAUAGCGAAACCUUGUUAUAAGAAACAUAUUUUGCCAAUCCCUUGGCCCUUCGUGAUAUCGAGGUUCCACUGUAGUUAAGAAGAAAAUAGCAAAAAGAGAGAUGUGAAGUUGUUUGAAGGAAAGAUCCACAUCCCUCUUAUUUCUUUUAUGUUAUUUUGCACUUCCCUACUUCCUAAAACAGGCUUGAUACCCCAGUUACAAAUGACUUGUAUGCUACUUCAGUAUUAGUAAAUAUAUAGCUGUAUGCCAUGACAAGCAUACACAGUUGUUCACAUCUAUCUCUAUUAAUUUUGUGUAAACUCGUGGAGCAGGGCUGUCACUCGCUGGGCAAAAGCAACAUGUGGGCAGCAAAUCAAGCAGCUAUAUUUUUAUUUUAUUUUCCCUUGAAAGUAACCAAGGGCCAUGUUCAUAGUAGUGGAGAAAAUCGCUGGCCCCUGACCCUGCAUGUAAAUGACAGCCCUGCAGAGGGGAUCACAAUCAGUUAUAGCUGUUAUAAUCACUAACGAAAUAUUUAAUCAUAACUAUAACAAACUUCUGAAAUCUGAUUGGCGAUCAGUUGUACUGAUUUCAGCACUAACAGUGUAACUGGACAGUAUGUAUCAUGCCUAAUUAAUUGGACAGUAUGUGCCGUCAUGUGUGCGCUUAAAUGGCUUAAUUUUUCACUGUUAGCAAAAAACUUGUGCUUUGAUUUAAAAAAGCUUAAAAUUCAAAAAUUUUAUUAUAGUCAUGAUUAAUUGGUAACAGAACUUCAUUUCAUCCAAUUUGUAUGUGUAAUCAAAUGGUGACGAGUGAAAUUAGGGAAUAAUUUCACGUGCGUUUUGUCCAAAUCCUAAGGAUUAGAAAUUAUUAGGAUUUGGACAAAACGCAAGUGAAAUUAUUCCCUAAUUUCACGAGUAUACCAUUUGAUUAUCUAUUAAUAUCAUAGGUGACAAAUUACGUUAGCAAUCUUGGAUUUUUGACAUCUUUAUCCUGGAUCGUAUUGAUCACGAACUCCACUCUCUCAAAUGUUUAGACCUUAAAUUUGGCUUAUAAAGUUUAGAAUUUUUCAGACUUUUUUGGCAAAAUACCUGUUUUUCUGUUGUUCUUGUUGUUCUCUUGUGUGUUCAGGUUUUCUAAAGCGUCUUUUUGUGCCCUGACAUUUUCUUCAUUCACGGCAUUAUAAAACUUCAUCGCCAUCUUGACCCUGAGACAUACGGAAGGGUUGCCAUGGCAAUUUGUGAAAUUACAAAUUAACGCUGAAAUUUCGCGCCAAAAUUAAGGAGUAAUUUGUCACCUAUGGUAUUAGGUCAGUAAUCCUACUCGUGAUUAAACAAAUCAGACUCCCGCUACAUGGAAGUCUGAUUUUGUAUAUCACUCUUAUGAUUACAGGCCGAAUUGGACUCCACUCAGUACCAUUAUUACAUGUAAUCAUGUUGAUAAAACUAUCAUGCUUUCUAGAUAUGAAGAGGACUGUCAAAAAGGGGAUUAUAUUAAACCAAAGGUAGAGUGCAAGUAAUUGUAUAACAUUUCUCUUAUUAUGUUUAUACAAUGGUAGAUGUACUGUACACAUCCUAUUUUUGAAAUCAGUAAUUUCCUCUUUGAUUCAAUGUGGCAGUUUGUUGUGAACAUCUUUCCUAAAGACACCCAGAUAUAGGCUGGGUUAUGUAGUUGCAUUAUCUUAUGUUUAAGUUAUAUUCUGUUUUUGAAACCAAGGAUUUACAUUGUACGAUGUAACAACUAGAGGUACUCAUUCCUGGCCGAGAUGCCCCUGAUAAAAUCAGUAGGGGUAGUUAAUUGGUAGUCACCUGCGAUACCUCAGAAAAUUUGUGGCUUUGUACCACAGGAACACCAAGAUUAGGAUGACCUGCUGACAUCACCAUUUUUUUAUUUCCUUUACUAAAAGAAAAUAUGCAAACAAACAAACAAAAUAAUAAACUUACUUGGUUGAUAUAUCAGAUUUGGAUUCCCAGAAAAUGCAAAGAUUGUGACAUUAUGAUUUCAAUGUUCUUCAGAGUGAAGAAAUUAUUGAUGAUGAAAAGUCAGAGAAACCUAAAUUAAAACGUGGCUUGUUUGGGAGGAGCACCAAAAGAAAGUCUGGCAGCCGGCCAUCAUCUGAGUUUAUAGCAUCUGAAAUGACAACUAUGAGUGAAGAAGACAGAAUCAUCUUGAUGAGAUGUGUUAAGAGUGGAGAAAUGAGCGUUGAUCAAGCUCUCAAGCGGUUUAUAAGGUAAGCACAUAAAGGCGUUUAUUGGUUGUGACAAGCACCAGCAACUGACUUAUGUCUGAACAAUCGAUCAAGGUGAAUAAAAUUGUCAUUGUUAAAUCAAGCAACAAAAUCGGUAUUGUGCUCGUAUAUAUAAUAUUGUUAUUAGCAGGUGAUGCGUUUGUUAUACGUGAAUUACUAUGAACGUAAUAAAGUUUUAACCUAUUCCAGUACAUGCUGGCCUGCAAAAUACAACUGUUUUUUCUUCAGUCCUUGCUGUUAGGGAAGUUACGUGGGGGAGAUGUCUGUUCUCAACUACAAAAAUGCCAUACUGAUGAUGUAAACUCUCUCCAGAAUCUGUUUAUGAGCUCAGGUUGUUUGCAUUGUAGUGAUAUUCUUUUAGCUAUUGUUGACGAAUGACACAAAGGUCAAAAUGUAAGUGUGGUGAAUCUACUGUAAACAGUUUAUAUUCUUGGAAUAAAUCCUUCUUUAGUGCACUGCAGUUGAGUUUCGCUGCUGCACAUUGGCAGAAGAACUCAAACUUUAUGAUAUUAGAAACAUAAAUCUGCAUUUGGAACCCCAUAUCUACCAGAUAAAUAAUGUUAACAUUAAUGCACAUCAUUAGUAUGGCAUAUGUGUCACUGCACUGCAAACAUCUCAUCUGGGAAAUGUCGCGAAGAGCAAGGAGAGAUGGCUGUAUUCGCAGGCUAAGUACAUUUUACAAACGGAUUGCAGAGAGCACUUUCAGCUUUAUAGUGACAGAUUAUGUAAUAAUAUUAUUGCCUCCUAAACAGGGAAUAAAAAGUUGGCAACAACAUGUUUUCUCAUUUAUAUUUUUUUCUCAGUUAUGAGGAAAAACACAAGAAAUCAGAGUCAGAUGAUUCUGCCCCUCAAAAGGUAUGAAAUUGUAAAACGAGUACCAUUCAUAAAUAAAGAGGUAAACAGAAGAAUUGUGCAGCCAACUUGAAGACUGAUUGAUAGAAGCACUGUAAAACCAGCUGUUAAAAUGUGUGGUGAAUACAGGGUUCACACGCACCUUGAAAGUCCUUGAAACUCCUUGAAUGUUAAAAUAUAAAUUCAAGGCCUUGAAAGUCCUUGAAAAUUGCAGUCGGUGCUGGUAAGUCCUUGAAUUUCAAUGCUAACUUAAAAGUUUAGGUAGAACUCCAAAGAAAAAGAAGCAAACACAGAAAGACCUUAGGAAUAAAUUUACUCAUGUUGUGGAAGAACAAAAAAAGACAUAGAGUCAAGGCUCUCUUUUACACUGAAUGGAGUCCUUGAAAAAUUAACGGGAAAUGUGUCCUUGAAAGUCCUAGAAAAGUCCUUGAAUUUUUUGUUCAAAAAAGGGUAGGAACCCUGUGAAUAGGUGUCAAUCAAGUUGAUGUACAUCCAAUUACUAGGGAGAGUUGGCUGGAUGUUUUAACCGUAAACAAGGAUGCCGAGCUUAGCUUAUCAUUAAUAUCAUUAACUAUUAGGCCUUUCGCAAAGAACUGCCUCUGGUUGUUUUAAAGGUGGACAACGCUAGCCAUUGCAUAAAUCUUUAUACAGUGGGUAACGCCAUACUGGUUUCCCUAAUACUUAUUCACUCUCCAACUGGGGUCUACUUUUUGAGGUGUCCAAAUUUGUCUAGCCACUAUCCAAAUGUACCAAAAUUAUUUGCAACUUGACUACUAAGCCAUUUCUGCUUCUAAGACAAAUGAUGUGUACAUGUAUGUUGCUACAUAUGUAUUUGUUUUUGUGGUAUGUGUCCAAAGCAAAACUUUGAUUUAGAGUUUGAAUGGAAACAAGCAUGCUUCAUGUUUUUUGUAUCCCUUGUUGCUAUAAUAUUAUUGCGCUAAUUUGAAUGGGCGUACUUUCAAAGAUCAGUUUGUCCUGUACAAGUUUUGUCUUAAAGUCACCUUUCAGAGUUAAAUUUGAUGAUAAGUGGAGAAAGAAUCAUGAACGAUAGUCUCAUUUGGGCAAUCAGUGAUAUUUAUUUGUCUGUGGGUUAACUGGAUUAUGCAGAGUACGUAAGUGAUGGCAUUACUUCAAAAAAUUUAAAAUAACAAAUAUUUUUGUUUUGUUUCUUUACCAAAUCAGCCGUCCCCCAAGUUGCCGAAGUCAUCAAGUGGAUUUUCCCGCAUCAGUAUCAAGAGAGUCUCUGGCGUUCUUUCAUCCUCCUUUAAACUGCCUACUUCUUCUGUUAAUGAGCCAAAUGCAGUGUUUUACACUGGUAUGUUGUGAAGCUUUUACCAUCUACAUGUACAAUCGGUGACAAUAUUAGUUGGAACACUCUGCCCUCAAGGACCUUUCUCAUGUUUCGUUGACACUAUCUACUUGUGGUUCAAAUUGGGAAAUGAGGGGCGUUUGUUCUAAGUUAGUUAACCACUUUCUAAAGUGAGCUGUUGAUGGUAGUCUGUAGAAUACGCUAUGCAUGUCGCAGAGUCCCAGUCGAUUUGAUGCUUCAUCAAUAAAUGGUGUUCAGCAAUGUGACUGUUGACAUCUACGACGACUGCUUACGAAUGUCAAGGACAAAGACAGACCGGAGGACAGACAGGGAGCAGUAUACAAGAUCAAAUGCUUCGACUGCCCGACCCCUUAAAUCCUUCAGACCGGCAGAAACCUUAGUACGCGACUGACUGAACGCAAACGAUCGACAAGAAUUGUUGAUGUCAACAACAAUCGUAUUCAGGUCUACGAUCACCCGGACGGUCACAUGCCUCACCUAGCUAUGAAAUGACUCCUGGGUUCAAACCUGUCAUAGUUUUAAGUGAUUAUUGUAAUCUCUGCUAAGAUACAAGGUGCUGGAUUGCAGAAAAAUUGUCUCUCCAGUACUCAUCCACAUUUAAUGAGAAACAAUAGAGAGUAUUUCUCGUACAUAUUUUACCAAACUGUUUGUGAGAUCUAAAUCUAUUUGGCUUUUUCCAGGCUCACAAAAAAUAAAUGAAUGGAACUGGGGAUACACUUUCUCCAGUCUUUUUCUCACCCUGUACUUCCUUGAUGUUCGCUUUCUUCAGCUUUGCUACUACAACAAUUUGAGAACUUACUUCAGGCUGAAAUUUAUCCGCUGUGGAUGUUGCUUACAUGUACGAUAAUUCUUAACUUUUUUUGUUUAUUCUUUUCGCAGGAGAAGAUGGUGGGAGUGUUGAUGGUAGCGUGAGUUCAGGGGAUGAGGUCCUGGGAAUAGAUUCUUCCCCAGCUCCCUCUCCUCUUCUCGCAAACGUUCAAGGCAAAAACAAGGUAAAAUACUUGUAACUACAACUUGAUGACUGAAAACUGCACCGCAAGGAACGUAGGUGCAAGUGCUAAUGUUUCUCGCUAAAAGACUUGAUUAAUUUUCUGUUAAUCUUAUGUUUGAGCUUGACAAAUUAAAAGCAAAAAAACAGAUUUGCUCCUCAAGAAAGUAUUGCUCUACAUUAACUAGUGAUAGUUGACACAGGGGCGGAUCCAGGAUUUUUCUUAGGAGGGGGUGCACCACUAACUGACCGAUGACGUAAAAAAUUUUAAAAGCGAAUACGAAGAAGAGGGCUUUUGACUAGGAAAUAACAUAAUGUGAACUGCUGAGAAUACAUAUCAAACGAUAGAGCAGAUUUUGUAUGUCUGUCAAGCGACUGCACAGUGUUAAUUAGAAAGCGGCCGCAGGUCAUCCCGGGGGUUGGGCUGCGCACCCCCUGCACCCUCCCCCUGGAUCCGCCCCUGUGACACUACAGCUGCCCCCGCUCUGUAUAUUGUCGGUUAAUAGUAUUCUUGCUCGUUGCGUAGCUCUGUUAAAUAUACCGAUUCAUAAUGAAGAUUUUCACACAUAUUCCAUACAAUUGGUGAGAUAAAAACAGGGAACGCAAGGUCCCACGCACUGAUUCAGUUCGAUUUACCCAGCCGGCUUUGAUCAAAAGAUUCUCAGUUCGCGAAUAUUUUAUUCUAAACCGUAAGAAAAGAUCUCAUUAGAAGUUGGAAUUUUUCCCAAUUUCUCUUUCACUUUUUACAUACAGCUCAUUUUAUUAGCCGGAAAGUGAGCCUUAGAAAUGAAAAAGUUUAAAUAAUUGUCGGCGAAUUUCUGUAAUCGUCCAUCGUCCUGCUCGACGAUAAGUUAGCCGUUGAAUUACUCGUCUUGCUUGUUUGUUGACUGAGUCUUAUUCCCCCAAAGACAGAGAAAGAGUGCCUGGCGAAUUGUUUCCAAGCAUAGGUUUGUGAAUGAUAAACUAGCGUCUGGGAAACUGUCCAAGUGUUUAUAUGAACACAGUUAUACGCACCCGCUUAUAACGAGCGCUUAACGAGUGUCUUUUGGUCCAUAACUUUCAAAACAGCUGCUCCACAGAAUGUCACUGAUAACACGUAACGCAAAAGAGUAUCGAAGUGUGCUGUACAAUAAGUGUCACAAAAUCAACCUAAGAGGUCCCUGCGGGGAUUUUCUGUCUUACUCCAUCUCUUGCGGGCGGGAACUAAUAUAAAAACGUCAUCAUUACCAAACGAUUCCAUGCUUUUCUGGUACACUGACUGUAUAUUUCAGCUGUAAGUACUUUUCUAGAUAUACGCACGAGCUACCAGGAUGCCUUUUCGAGUUUUCGCCCGCGACUACCUUCUUUGGAAUGAUUCCAACCGUUUUGUGCAACUCCCACCACAAAAUUGGGUUGAUGCGCAUCGUACCACAAUUUUAGUACACUAAAACUAAUGAAAACUGUUUUCCACUAUCAGGUCUUGAAAUUAAUUGCAACUCUAAAACUUGGCUCAGUGCCACGUUAAGUUUUUAUCAAGUAGCAAUCACACUCCUCUUUGUUCCUUUCAAAAAGUUUUAAUAAUUCACAUAGGAAAUGCGAAAGAGAGGUGGGGGGGGUCUCCGCAUAUGAAAGGGGUGGGGAUGCUCGUCGUCUCGCUUAGGGUGUAAAUUUCGGAUUUUGGUCUGACUUGGGGUGUUUUGGGCAAAACGCCAUAGUGUUCAGUCGUGAAGGUCUCGUUUAGGGUUGCACGCGAAAGAAUAUAAAAAUAUAUAUUUGAUAUGUAUAUUUUUAAUUCGUUUUAUUUGCUCUAUUCAUAUAAUCUAAGUUUCCUCAUUUGUCUGUGUCUUCACAUGGUCUCUUUUAGGGGUCAAAAAAGCUUGGGCCACGCCCAGAUCGGUCUCCUUCAGGGGGUUAAUUCAAAAUUUCCAACGAGCAUCCCCACCUAUUUCAAAUGUGGAGUCCCCCCCGGUGUCUAUACAUCUACAUCUGUUUUAAACACGGCUGAAUAGACCCUUCCAAGGUUAUUUUUUUGGUAUAAAUUUGGCUGUGUUAACUGUUAUUGUCAAGUCUAAACGCCGCAUCGUUGUAACUUGAUAAAAUGGUGUUGCGUGUUCGAGCAAUGUCGUUGCAAAAACAAUGUUUAUAACAGCCUCGAAGGUAAGAGAUGUAUAGGGUACAGGGGUUGAUGCACGACAGUAAAUGAUUGACGAGGUGCACUAAUGGUUGUCAAACUUAUUUAUCUUAGUCACAACGCAGUUCAUCCAGCAGCGUGGACAGCUUGGAGAAAGUUGAAGGGAAGUCUGCACCUAUUCCCAUGCAAAACCAGCAACCCAACUUCCUCUCUGAAAUGAAGGUCGUACUAGGAAAACAAAAUCGAUCAGAAAGCGGAGAACGGCCAGAAGGUACAAACGUGCCACAUCGCAGUUUCAUUAGACCUUUAGAUUCGAAGACGAGGACGAGCUUAAACUUAAAAGUAUUAUCGCGUAUGCUGAAAGCAUCAUUUUACCUUUUUUCAAGAGAAAAGGUAACACGUUUGUUUUAAUUGAAGAGGAGAGAAAGCCCUCUCCCGCCCCCAAAAUGAUUAAACUUCUGUUAUUAAAUAUAAGUUGUGGUCUGUCACUACGACAUUUUCGCAAAAACUCGUUGUAGAAUGACGACUGCUAUUGCGUUUACCCGCUGGUUCACGCGCGCACUACUUAGUAUUGAGAAAAUCUCGUUCCCAUAGUCGCCCUCGUCUACGAAUCUAAAAGUCUCUAUUAGCCCACACUGCAAUUAUCCAACCUGCUACCUUUUCAUACACUUAAGGCAGGGAGCAUGAUCAAAGAAAAGUCUAAAUUAACCCUUCAAUCCGAUUGUCAUGCUUUGUUGAUCUGCUUAUGAGCGAUGGGAAAUGUACCAAAAUUUUAGGACGCUUGGCACGAGCAAGAGGGAAGAAAGGAAAGGACGAUUUCUUCUCGGCUGAAGCGUAAGAAGCGUAGAAGGAUUGUGGAAAGUUUAGGUGAAAUAGAGGGAGGCUCCGUUUACCCUCUCCUCUUGCACUCUUCUUAUUCCAAGCGUCCGAUUCCCCUCUUCCCCAAUUUUUCUCGCGUCGUCCAAUUGUAAUUGUGCAAAUCAUUGUGCAGUUUUAACGAAUUCUUUUGUACAGGAUCUUGAUACGCAUCCCCUCCAUAACGAUCACAUUUCCCUCCCAGCUACUACAUCGUUACUCUGCUUUCAGUUCUUCUUUUAGAGCAACCCCUUUUAAGGUAUCCCUGGAGGCUAAUUGUUCCAUUUUGACCACACUUCGUCAUGCGUGAUAUCAUGGGAAGCAACUGUACAAAAUCUAUCACAUUUACACAAGUUAAACUUUAUAACGUGUAAAUACUGUGAAAGUUAAUAGAAAUUGAUGAAAAUGAAAGGAAUUCUAAACUUUAAUAUUUUAAUGGUGUGGUAAACACCUUUCAGUUUCACUCUUUUCAAAAUAUCUCUAAGAGAUUUCCUUCCAUGUCGAAAGCUUUUGCCAACAGAUACAUAACAUUCAAACCUAAAAUUGUACGGGAUUAAGUCUCGAUAAACGCUAACGAAACAAAAAUAAGCACCCCAGAAAUCUUGUCAUGCACGUUUGAAGAAACUGUGAUCUAAAAUGCCUUGUUUGCUUGUGUUUUUUUUUCUAACAGAUGCUGUCCACCCAGAUUUAAAGUCCCUUCGUGUCUGUGAUAAAUAUCAGAAGCCUCCUCCACCCCCUCCGGGAAGAAAAACCUCAAUGCCCUUAGUGGAAACUCAAAAAGUUGUACCUCCGCCCAACUCCAUUAUCUCCCUCAACAGGACUCCACCGGUGGUUCCAAUGAGACCUGGGCCUGCUGUGGCACACCCACACAGGCCUCCACCCCCUGUACCUUUGCGACCCUCAAAGAGUUCGGAUGAUGUAGAAAAUCAGACUGCCAUCGGGAAGAAAGUGCAGCCUGAACUUAAUAAUACGGAAGCUGGGCCUGCAAAAUCUGAUUUAACAAAGUUUAAAAAUGAUUCGAGACAAUCAGAAACUAAGCCAAGGCUAAAGUCAGUUAAUGGUUCGGCUGGUUUGGAGCGUGAAAAAUUAGAACAGAAUAAUGCCGGAGAUGUGGUACUUAAGAGACCAAAUAAACCGCCUCCCCUUCCUCCACGUCCUACAAGUUCAAACUUAAAUGAGAAGCCUGAUAUUGCCGAGGGACGUGAUGAGUCUCAAGCAACCCUCCUUGAUUCUGAAGAGAAAGUUUCCCCGACGGAGUCUGCGAGCGACGUCUCCGGUAGAGAGCCUCCUGUUGUUAAACCGAAUCUGAAACCCAAGCCAAAACCCAGGCCAAGACCACGCCCUAAAAUGGAGGACGAUGAACAAUAUAAAGUACCUGCUCCCCGCCCUGUUAGGGUGCCUCAGAAAAAAGAGGUGCAAACUUCGGACAGUGACGAUGAUGCUUAUAACCCCGUACCUCCUCCUCGCCCCGUUGGUAGAGUGACAGGAACAAAUGACACCUCUGAUAAGCCAUACAAUCAAGUGCCCCCACCCCGCCCUGUGGGGCAAUCCCAAGGGGAGGAAGCGUCUGAUGAUGAUGACGAACCGUAUACCGCUGUUCCCCCACCCCGUCCAGUUGUCUCUCCAGGGGUUACACGUACCCAAGGGGAACCUAGCGGAAACGGAGUGCAAACCAACGUGGAAAGAGACAACAAUGAACUGUUGGCUGGCCAACAUAUUGAACAGAAACUGUCUCGAAGUGAAUCUGGUGGUGAUAAGAUUCCAGUUCCCGCGCCAAGAAUCAAACGGCCAUCACACUCACUGGGUGAAAUGGUUGAAAGAAAACUGCAUUUAGAACGCAUUGAUUUGACUCAAAGACCUUACUCUGAUGACGUAAGUAUCUACGGUUUAGUCUAACAUUAACCCUUUAACUCAUGAGUGUGUUACACCUUGGUGUAGUUGAGUUCGAACUUUUGAGUUCUGUGGAGACAAUUCUGUGGUGUGAAACCACCUCAGCAGUUUUUACAUGGGACUAUUUAUUUAGUAUGUAGCUCUAACAUGUGAGUUUGUGGAUGCAAUCCUAUGGAAUGACCGCUCAAUAGAAACCUCUUCAGCAGUACUUUCACACAGUAUUAUUUAUUUAGUAUGUAGUAUGUAGUUGUAACUUUUGAGUCCGUGGAUGAAACCCUAUGGUGUUACCAUUCAAAUGAAACCUCUUCAGUAGUACUUUCACACAGUACUAUUUAUUUAGUAUGUAGUUGUAACUUUUGAGUCCGUGGAUGAAACCCUAUGGUGUUACCAUUCAAAUGAAACCUCUUCAGUAGUACUUUCACACAGUACUAUUUAUUUAGUAUGUAGUUGUAACUUUUGAGUCUGUGGAUGAAACCCUAUGGUGUUACCAUUCAAAUGAAACCUCUUCAGUAGUACUUUCACACAGUACUAUUUAUUUAGUAUGUAGUUCUAACUUUUGAGUCUGUGGAUGAAACCCUAUGAUGUUACCAUUCAAAUGAAACCUCUUCAGCAGUACUUUCACACAGUACUAUUUAUUUAGUAUGUAGUUCUAACUUUUGAGUCUGUGGAUGAAACCCUAUGGUGUUACCAUUCAAAUGAAACCUCUUCAGUAGUCCUUUCACAUGGUACUAUAUAUUUAGUAUGUAGUUCUAACUUUUGAGUCUGUGUAUGAAAUCCUAUGGUGUUACCAUUCAAAUGAAACCUCUUCAGUAGUACUUUCACACAGUACUAUUUAUUUAGUAUGUAGUUCUAACUUUUGAGUCUGUGGAUGAAACCCUAUGGUGUUACCAUUCAAAUGAAACCUCUUCAGUAGUACUUUCACACAGUACUAUUUAUUUAGUAUGUAGUUCUAACUUUUGAGUCUGUGGAUGAAACCCUAUGGUGUUACCAUUCAAAUGAAACCUCUUCAGUAGUACUUUCACACAGUACUAUUUAUUUAGUAUGUAGUUCUAACUUUUGAGUCUGUGGAUGAAACCCUAUGGUGUUACCAUUCAAAUGAAACCUCUUCAGCAGUACUUUGACAUGGUACUUUUUAUCUAGUAUGUAGUAUGUAGUUGUAACUUUUGAGGCUGUGGAUGAAAUCGGUGUGACAGUUGUAAUGAAACGUCGUCAGCAGUACUUUCAAAUGGUACUAUUUUAGUAAUAGUUUCUAACUUUUGAGUUUGUCUAAACUCCUAUGGUGAGACCGUUCAAGUGGCAAGGCCUUUUACAUGAGACUAUUUGUUCAGCUGAUUUGUUUAAUAGGAUUUUGCAAAAUAAAAUUUGGAAUUAUUCCGGACUAUUACUGUUAAAGCCACCAUUAAGAGUCAAAGGUCUAAGUACCUUGAAACUUGUUGACUUAUUCUAAAGGGUCAUAGAGAUUUAUUUUUACCAACACUUUAAAAAAUUCCAAUAACAUUUUUUAUCAGUGACAAAUACUUAUACAUAUAGGCUAUCAAAUUUCAUUGAAAGCGGCUACUUAAGUGUGAUUUUAAGUACUCACUAAAACUUAUUUGCUUGCCCAUAAAUAUUCCGUGGAUAAAGUGUCUUCGACAUUUUUCCACUGACAAGCAAUGUAUUUUUGUUGGGCGUCGUGUCCCACUGAAGACAGGACCGCCAUUUACCGUGGUCAUCCGUGCUACGCGAAGCUCUAGCCUUUUGCAGGCCUACGUUUCUCAGUUACAGUGAACACCCGCCUAUAAGAACCUACAUUUUUUGAGGUCUGACAAAAAAGGUUUGGGUAGUUAUUGGCAAGUUAGGCUAAGCAGGUUCUUAAUAAGGUUCUUUAAUUCUAAGGAAGAGAUUUAGUUGUUGAUUACUAGAAAUAUAAAGAAACUUUAGAUUGGUCCUUAAAUCUGUAGUAUUUAUUCACAACCGUACAUUGUAAACCUCCUUUAUGCAAGGUCCAUGAAGACAAUUGUAACAGUAUGUACUUUUUAUAACCUGUUUUCGUUGUAGAAAUUACUAUUUUUAUCAUUACCUGUAACCCACAUAUAACAACCCGCUUGAUUUUGCUUGGUGGAACAGGUUCUUAUAUUUUUGGGCAUUAAAGUGCCAAAUUUCUGCCGGUAGGUUCUUAACCUAAUAGGCUCUUAUUAGCGGGUGUUUACGGUAUUUUAAGAAUCCUAGUGUUACUCCGGCCCCAGACUGGUGGAUUAAAUGUUACAUCAGCACUUUUAAACGAGUUUACAUCACUCUGUUGUGUGUUGUCUUUAGACUGGUUCCUGGGGUGUUCCAGUGAACUUGGUUGAUCGUUACGCCGAAGAGCUUCACCGUUCACAACAAGAGCUCGCUGGUAUAAUCGACAAAAUUAGAGUAAGGAAGCUGAAGCUAGCCGGGCAACAAGCGGUGAGUAGGAUGUAUAUAAAAAGCUUUACGUAUGCUGUUUUUUUUUUUCCCUGUUGCCUCCUUGCGAUGUAUUAUGUACAGUCAAAUCCCUUUUAAUACGGACUCCCCGUUCUUACGGACACUUUGCUUUAUUCACGGGGAAAGAAAGCCCUUGCAUUUGCUCUAAAAUCAACCCGUUUAAUACGGACACCCCGUUAAUACGGACACUUUCUAUUGCCCCCACAGUGUCCUUAUUAACGGAUUUUGACGGCACAGAGUCAUUCGUUUCCUCCCUUAGGAAACAUCGCCGUGACAACGAUAGCUUAUGACUGAUGUCACCCCAGCAUCGUUAAGCGAGGACGACCUCCAGUUGUUCUCGAACCGUUCUGUUUGUCUUUCUCUGUGGACGUCUCUUUCUUAAAGCUUGUCUCGCCACAAAGCCUGUGUACAGCCGCCCCUUCCCCUCCCCCCUUAAAAAUCGGGGAGAAGAACUCUCUCCCUAAUUUUGUUUGAGGGGAAGGGGCGGCUGUACGCAGACUACUCGCCACACUGUCUCUGCCUUUUGCGUACAUUCGCCGCUUUGGAAACGAGAAGGGAAAUGCAGUCGAAAUGCCUCCCGCCAUUUUUUGGGGGGAUCGUUACUGGGGACUCGUCGGUCAGCUAUUGGCCAAAUGUUAACAGUCCCAGAAGUCUCUGCGAAGGUUACCUCGGCCCAGUUUCCCUCUCGUUUUUAAAGUGGCGGCAAAAAAUUUCCCAUCACUUCUUAUGAAUACCAUUUCCUUGUAGACUUCUUGCAACGUUUCCGAGCUAGACUUCACAAGCGACCCUUUGGGAAACCUGGAAAGUUUGAGCGACUGGCUGACGUCAUUAGGACUUCCCAUGUAUUACAACGGCCUAAAGGAGGUGGAGUAUGAUGACAUGGGUGCCAUGCCUUAUAUGGAAGAAAAGCACUUUCUGUUCGCAGGCAUAUCGGAUCCAAGGCACAUGAGGCGCCUUCUCGCGUCAGUCCAGAGGAUGCCUAGGUGA
This is a messenger RNA of Porites lobata, 21172 nucleotides long. The record is from the annotation of a GenBank genome assembly. Lineage: Eukaryota; Metazoa; Cnidaria; Anthozoa; Scleractinia; Poritidae.